CCAGAUAUGGCCUUUUCUGUAACAAUGGGAAUACUGUAUAUGAAGGAGCUAUUGCCAAAUCAUCUAGUGUUUCUGCUGUCAUACAGCUACUUUCACACGUCAGUACGUGAAAACACCUGUGGUUUUACUGGCUUCCAGUAUUGUAAAGUGAGUUUUCUGAUGAAGCUUCAUUUAGCAGCCCUGGCUUCGUUAAAGGGAGACAUAGUAGAGCUUAAUAAACGUCUACAACAAACAGAAAGGGAGCGUGACCUGUUGGAAAAGAAAUUGGCAAAAGCUCAGUGUGAACAAUCCCAUCUAAUGAGAGAGCACGAAGAUGUGCAGGAGCGAACAACACUACGCUACGAGGAACGAAUCACAGAGCUGCACAGUGUCAUUGCUGAAUUAAAUAAGAAAAUUGAUCGACUACAGGGAACAACAAUAAGGGAGGAAGAUGAGUAUUCGGAGCUGCGAUCAGAGCUCAGCCAAAGCCAGCAUGAGGUUAAUGAAGACUCACGCAGCAUGGACCAGAAUUCUGUUUCAGUACCAGAGAAUCAGUCCACUGUGGUCACCGCAGAUGUGGAUAACUGUAGUGACUUGAACUCAGAACUGCAAAGAGUGCUGACAGGUCUGGAAAAUGUUGUCUGCGGGAGGAAGAAGAGCAGCUGCAGUUUAUCAGUAGCAGAAGUGGACAGACAUAUUGAACAACUCACUACUGCCAGUGAACAUUGUGAUUUAGCCAUUAAGACCGUAGAAGAGAUUGAGGGUGUAUUGGGACGUGACCUUUAUCCGAAUCUAUCUGAAGAGAGAUCUCGAUGGGAAAAGGAGCUAGCUGGCUUGCGGGAAGAGAAUGAGAGCCUCACGGCCAUGCUGUGUAGCAAAGAGGAGGAGCUGAACAGGACCAAGGCAACCAUGAAUGCUAUUCGUGAGGAAAGGGACAGAUUGCGUAGAAGGGUUCGGGAACUGCAAACGCGUUUGCAAAGCGUGCAGGCAACAGGCCCAUCCAGCCCAAGUCGUCUCACUUCUGCCAAUCGACCCAUUAACCCCAGCACGGGAGAGCUGAGCACAAGCAGCAGUAGCAAUGACAUUCCCAUAGCCAAGAUCGCUGAAAGAGUGAAGUUGUCAAAAACAAGAUCAGAGUCUUCAUCGUCUGAUAGACCUGUCUUAGGAUCAGAAAUCAGCAGCAUAGGGGUGUCCAGUACUGUGGCUGAACAUUUGGCACAUUCCCUCCAAGACUGCUCAAACAUCCAGGAAAUCUUCCAGACCCUUUAUUCACAUGGAUCUGCUAUCUCUGAAAGUAAAAUUAGAGAGUUUGAAGUGGAGACAGAGAGAUUAAAUAGCCGUAUUGAGCACUUGAAAUCCCAGAAUGACUUGUUGACAAUAACACUGGAAGAGUGCAAGAGCAAUGCCGAGAGGAUGAGCAUGCUUGUUGGGAAGUACGAGUCCAAUGCUACAGCCCUCAGGCUUGCAUUGCAGUACAGUGAACAGUGCAUAGAAGCAUAUGAGCUGCUGUUGGCAUUGGCAGAAAGUGAGCAGAGUCUCAUUCUUGGGCAAUUCAGAGCUGCAGGUGUUGGUUCUUCUGUUGGGGACCAGAUAGGUGAUGAAAACGUCACCCAGAUGCUUAAGAGAGCUCAUGACUGCAGGAAGACAGCUGAGAACGCAGCAAAAGCCUUGCUGAUGAAACUAGACGGCAGCUGUGGGGGAGCCUAUGCAAUCACUGGCUGUAGUGUGCAGCCCUGGGAAAGCCUGUCAUCCAACAGCCACACAAGCACUACCAGCUCAACUGCAAGCAGUUGCGAUACGGAAUUUACAAAGGAGGAUGAGCAGCGGCUGAAGGAUUACAUCCAGCAGUUGAAAAAUGACAGGGCAGCAGUGAAACUGACAAUGCUGGAGCUGGAAAGCAUCCACAUUGAUCCCCUUAGUUAUGACGUUAAACCUCGUGGAGACAGCCAGAGGCUAGACCUGGAAAAUGCAGUCUUGAUGCAGGAACUUAUGGCAAUGAAGGAGGAGAUGGCAGAGCUCAAGGCACAGCUUUACCUGCUAGAGAAGGAGAAGAAGGCAUUGGAAUUGAAACUGAGCACUCGAGAGGCCCAGGAGGAGGCCUACCUUGUCCAUAUUGAGCACUUGAAGUCUGAAGUGGAAGAGCAAAAAGAGCAGAGAAUGAGGUCCCUCAGCUCAACCAGCAGCGGAAGCAAAGACAAAUUGGGCAAGGAAUGCAGUGAUGGCACCACAACACCAUUAACACUAGCUGAGCUGAGACCGUACAACGAGGGUGAACUGACUGCUGAACUGACAAACGCACUCAGGCG
Molecule: messenger RNA, 2285 nt
Organism: Pterocles gutturalis (yellow-throated sandgrouse)
Lineage: Eukaryota; Metazoa; Chordata; Aves; Pterocliformes; Pteroclidae
Gene: MCC
Product: mutated in colorectal cancers
Exons: 16
Biological process (GO): negative regulation of canonical Wnt signaling pathway
Cellular component (GO): cytoplasm
Source: RefSeq, a predicted model, not a curated record